AAUUAGCUAUAUAUAAUAUUAUAUAACAAUAAUUAGUAUGUAAUUCUAUUACGUAAGUAUUUAUAGUUAUGACGUGAAAAAAUUAUUUAAAGUUAAUGACAUGUAUUUCGAAAGAAAAUACGUAUACUCUGGAUGCAAUAAGAAUGAAAGUUACAAUAACUAGUGACCCAUAUGUUCUUGUAUGUAAUAACCAAAAGUUUAAUGCGCAUAAAUCUCACUUUCCUACUCUUUAGUAAUUAUUUACAUUCUGUUACAAAAAUCCUUCGACAAGUGUAUCAAUUCAAAAAUAUUUAAAUCACACUGCGGGUACAUUACUUUGCGAUAAAAUUCAACUACUGAAAACAUUUGGAGUUAAUCGCGACACGUUAUUAAAAGUAUUACUUCACGGGAAUAUCACUAUGAGAAAUUUGUAUCCUUGAUAACACGAGUUUCCAUACCGUACGGUAACUUGUUUGAACAAUUGCUCACGGGAUUGCACAGUUGUACAGAAUUGAUUGCAAGCCAAUCAAUAAAAUGCUAAUCCGUUAAAUGGUAUUCGGGUUUCGUCGAUCGGCGUGAGUAGUAGAACAACGACGACGACAACAACGACGACUACCAUCGGAAAUAAACGUCGGAUAAUAAAUAAAUGACUGUUCCGCCGGAGUCUCGACCAAUUGAACGUCGCUACUCGUAAGGAAGAAACCUGUUUUAUUUUCGGACGAGUUUGGAGGGCUGGGCUCCUCGUCUAUUUCGAGAAGGCCGCCAACCGCUGGUAUUGUGUCUCUAAAGACGUCGGUACUUUGCAGCUUUCGCGCGUAAUUUUUCAGCCGGCAGAUUUUCAAAAUCUAAAUCGCUUAUCGCUAUUCGCGUUCGCAUAAGCAAGGUGUUAAUUGAAAGUCCGAAGAACGUAGGUACAGAAAAAUACACCUUAAUAUAUGUUACCGUUGUUCUCCAAGUAAUAUCGAAUGUUACGUCAUAGUUAAAGAAAUACUAUUAAGUUCGAGACACAAAUUAACGCGUAAGCGUACAAGUUGCGGAAUAAGCGUGGAAAGUGUAUGGAUACGAUAUGUAAAUGCGUGCACCUGGACAGUUAAUUACUGUCGUCGUUGCGCUUUCGCUCUUAAUACGUCCGGGCGACGAGCGGAGUUUCAACAAGUCGCGCGUGCCCAUCUGCCCCGAAGUGCGUGAGGGAGAGAGAGAGAGAGAGACAGUCAGCUUUACAGACGGAACAGGAAGUGUUCCGUGUCUAAAUGCUGCACGGCUUGUGGCGUUAUUAACGUUGACCAGGGUACCAAAGAACGUGUCAAGAUUGAGCAAGUCGUUGUCCCGUCCGGCGGUGAUCUCGCCAAAAUUUGGAGGAUGUUGAUGCCGGGUGCCGCGGGUCUCGGUGUAGGCGCGGUUGGCGCGGUGGGGGCCGUGAGUGCACCAGCGCCCGACGAAUUGGUGCAAGGAUUGGGGGCCCUCGCCGGUACCACGCCGCAACAAAAGGACACGACAUGGACAAAACUAUUUGUCGGUGGUUUGCCUUAUCACACCACCGAUAAGAGUCUCAGGGAACACUUCAACGUUUAUGGGGAUAUCGAGGAGGCUGUUGUGAUCACGGACAGACAGACCGGCAAAAGUAGAGGUUAUGGUUUCGUAAUUAUGGGAGACAGACCUGCAGCGGAGAGAGCAUGCAAAGAUCCCAAUCCUAUUAUCGAUGGUCGUAAGGCAAACGUUAAUUUAGCCAUUCUCGGAGCUAAGCCGAGAGGUAACUUGCAAACGACAUUCCCGUUCACUACAGGCAUCCGGGCUGGUUACCCAGCAGUACUUCCCGGACAAUACGGGGUACCGCCGGGCUACGUGUACCAGUCGCCCUACCUAGCGGCCGCGGCGCCAGGUGGCCUGGUGCCGCUCCCGACGACGCAGUUGAGCCACGCAGCCGCCGUCGCCGCGGCAUCGCAGUUCUACGAGUACCAGAACGCGGCGGCGGCCGCCGCGAGCUACCCGGGCACCUCGUACAACUUCGCCGAGGCGUACCCGUACACCACCGCGGCCGCGGCUGGUACGUGUUUGAAUAGUGUCCAGAGCAAGGGUAGCAACUACCCGAUACACCACCACCACCACCACCAACACCACCAGCAGCAGCAACAGCAGCAAAACGGAUCCGGUGCGACGUUGGCGCAUCAGCAACGGUUGGAGAAAGCUCUCCUACCGCAAUUUCUGCCGUCCGUGCUGCGUGAUUACGCUAAUGCAGCUGCGGCGGGUUAUGUGGCGCCGUACACGUAUGCGACUUUGCCAGGUGCCGCAGGACUGCCAGCAGCGGCAGCGGCGGCGGCAACGGCAGCUGGAGCGGCUUUCCCGGGCUUACCGUAUCAGACAACACCUCAGGAGGCCAGAUUGCAAUAAAAGUUUAAAACAUUAGACCGUCACGAGACAAUUGCAGCUAGGCUGUGUCUUUUACGAGACGGAAACGAGGCGAGAAAGAGAGAGAGAGAGAGAGAGAGAGAGAGAGAGAGAGAGAGAGAGAGAGAGAGAGAGAGAGAGAGAGAGAGAGAGAGAGAGAGAGCUGCACAUAAUAUUCGAUCCUCGAUUGUUGUCUUCGGGGAUUAGCUCAUCAUCUUCCUCAUUAUUAGUUAUUCUCCGAGAUUUCUAUAUGUUCCUGAUCACUUCUCGCAAAUGUAUGUCGGAGUAUCAGCCGCGAGAAACCGCAAGAGGCGAAGAGGAUAAGGAGCUUUGGCGAAGCAACCCGUCAAAGAAUCAACGACAUCGCCCGUUAUUCUUCUGGCUAAGUCUACGAUCUGUACUCUUCCCUUUUCGCCUCCCCGAUCUAAUCUUCCUCUCCCUUCUCCCCGAUACAGAGCCGACCCUGGCGUGCUCGAUCAACAUAUCGAAGCGGAAUUUUAGAAAAGACGCAACAACUUUUAGAAUUACGAUUAUAAUUUAUAACGAGCUGGCGGAUCGCUCGUUUUAAUCCUCGAUCUGGGAGCGAUUCGAAACUUCGAGAGCCGAAAAAGAGGCUUCAUGUAAUCUAAUUCAUAUUCAAACGCUAUGUACGCGAACAGUCUAUUAUUGGCUAUUGAACGUAACGCUAUUUCAAUAUUUAAUUUGUAUUUCAAAAUAUUACAUUUCAAAAUAUUAUAGAGCGAUGCAUGUAGCUGCACUUUGCGACUUUUAAAACAUGUUAUAAUUUUACAUUGAAAUUCAUCGAAUAAUAUUAUGUACUCUUAUGUAUUUUCAUCAAUGGUUCCUAAAUCAAACGCAAUGACUUCUGUAAGCAAUCUUAAUGCGUUGUUUGAGAAAUCUCUCUUCAAAGAAUACUUUGACACACGAUAUGUGUUUUUGACAGAGUUAAUUAAAUGCGCUAAAAAUAUCGAUGAAGAUUAAUGUGAGAAUUCCGUAAUGAUUUUAGAAUCAGUUACGUGAUUUCAGAGAUGCACGUUUUUGAAGGGGAUAUGUUUAAAUUUUAGUUAAAUUUUAAGUAGAUUCUAAAAAACUUAAUGAUAAAACGAAAUGUCUAGCGCUAUAAGAAUUGUUAAGUUGUAUUUUCAUGCGUUUUCCAACGAAGAAAGAGAUUGCGUAUGUCUGUAAUCAUCUUUUAGGAUAACGCCUAGGGAAAGCGAGAGACGGAAUUUAUAGCUCCUUGAUGAAUAAGAAUUUUCCCAUUGAUAUACAUGCAUAUUGAUAUUGUGCACACAUACGUAUGUACUUAACUUUUAAAAUUUAUGUACAUAUGUGCGUGUGUGUAAUAAAAAUUAUAAUUUUAUAGAAAAAAGAUUUAUUAUAAUUAUUAUAGGUAUGUUAUAUUGUAAUAAUUAUAACAAAUCUUUUUCCUCGAGGACCGAUUAUAGAUACCGUCUAUAUAUUUAUUACCGUUACUACGUAUUUAAUAUCGUUUAUACAUAGAAUAUGUUGUAAUAACGCGGCGUAAUCUUCCAAAGUCUACCGAUAUAUUAAUUCGUGCGCACUGCUUGUUUCGGCUCUCUGUUGCUUAUAAGAACUUAUUUUAGUUAUAUAUAUAUAUAUAUAUAUAUAUAUAUAUAUAUAUAUAUAUAUUUAUAUACAUAUAUACAUAUAUACCGAUAUUUAUUACAAGCUAUAAAAUAUUACGCGUAUUACUAGUUGAGAUGUUAACUGAUUUUACCGAGAUGGAAUCAUAAUGUGACUUAUAUGUAAAAAGGAAGGGAAAGUAGAAAAGUGGUUGAAACGUAUAUGAUUAUCGAGAAUGUCUAAUUCAGUGGUGGCCUUAAAAUCGCACAUUAACGAGCAACAAAGUGUCUUACUUUCGAGGCCUUGUUGUGUUAAUUAAUCAAUUAUAUGUACUAAAUGAAGAUAACAUCGACCAAUUUUAUAGCGACGCAAACUCGCAACGGAUCAAGGAGUAAAUCAAUUUUAUUGAUACAAAUUUUAUUGAUACGAGCCUAACACUUCUUAACGCUAUUAAAGAAAAAAAUUAAUUUUUGCAAUGAUUAGUAAUUUUUGUUGAGAACACCGAUUUAAACGUGAGCGUUUACGUUUUAAAUAUUCAUAUCUGACAGCAGUCAGCAAUAAUUUUUUACUUGAUCUGAAUCAAUUUUUCGUAAAAUUCAGAAGGAAAUGUACAUUCGUCUACUCUUAGUGAUUCAGUGCCUUAAUUAGCACAGUCGAGUAGUCGUAAUGAUUAGAAACUAGUCAGCGAUUCGUUAGUGCAACGCUCGACGCGCUAACUCGUGUACAAGAGUGACGCUCAACGAAAGGGUGAGGAGAGCUCACGGAAUAUCAAAAACGUAAUCAACUAGGAUCGGGUUAUGAGGAACGUUACUGUCUAGUCCCAAACCCUUUCAAACCUUAUAAACGAGGUUAACUCGGUUUGUUAGAUUUGUAAGUAGAAGUUAAUGGACUCGGAAAAAACCAAAAGCGAAACUUUUUGUAAAAAGUUAGAAGGAGGAAACACGUUAGGAGGAGAUUUAAUGUUAAGUAUUAUUAAUAACAUAAUAGAAAAAUAAAUUAUAUUAUUUCAUUAUUAUUGAUAUUACGUUUUAUUAUUAUUAUUAUUAUUAUAUUAUUAUUAUUACUGUCAUUAUUAAUUAUAUGACAUUGUUCAUGUACUUAAUGAACGAACGGAAUAUAUACGUGAAGAAUUUGUUAAAAACACGCAAAGAUUUCCGGAAGAAGAUGGUAAUAGAAAAUCUGCAUCGAAGAUACAAGGGAAUCUUUUCUUUUUACGCGGAUAUGAUCAUUUUUUGAAUAUCCCAUACUCCCAUUGUAUAUAUAGACUUAAUUAUAUAAAUAGGUUGUAAUAUAUUGCCUGUUAUCUUCAAUAAUAUUAAUAUGCGCUCUAUUAAUAAAUCCACGAAAAUCGAAAACAAAUAUAUUGUCAUUAAGA
Molecule: messenger RNA, 5323 nt
Organism: Monomorium pharaonis (pharaoh ant)
Lineage: Eukaryota; Metazoa; Arthropoda; Insecta; Hymenoptera; Formicidae
Product: RNA-binding protein 38
Exons: 6
Coding region: 1339-2367 (342 amino acids)
Cellular component (GO): cytosol
Molecular function (GO): RNA binding
Source: RefSeq, a predicted model, not a curated record